Messenger RNA from Lates calcarifer (barramundi perch), 843 nucleotides. RefSeq names its product small integral membrane protein 36. The transcript has 2 exons. The record is from RefSeq and is a predicted model, not a curated record. Bases 1 to 336 code for a protein of 111 amino acids. NCBI's taxonomy places the organism in Eukaryota, Metazoa, Chordata, Actinopteri, Centropomidae.
AUGGGUUUCAUGGAAUUCUACCUGGAGAUUGACCCCGUCACCCUGAACCUCAUCAUCCUGGUCGCCAGCUAUGUCAUCCUGCUCCUGGUCUUCCUCAUCUCCUGCAUCCUGUACGACUGCCGGGGCAAAGACCCCACCAAGGAGUAUGCGCCUGACAACACGCCGGCACCGCCCAGCCAGUCACCCAUACGCUUGGUGGUCAUGCAGAACUCACCCACUUCGUCCCGCCACGAACCCAACAACUCGGCGGCGGGCCACGGCGAACUGCCUACGCCAGACCUGAGCCGGGAGCGGGAAAGAGAGAGGGAGAGGGAGAAGAGGAGUACUCUGGUCUGAGGAAGAGGAGGAGGAAGAGGAAGGUUUGGACUAACAACCAUGAAGUGCUGCUGUAUCUCUUUGCCAGUGUUUUUAGUUCUGGACUCUUAUGUUGAAUUUUUAACUUCCCUUGAUGGUAUCGAUGAGCUGCUGAGGUCAGCAGGAGGGUGUGAACCACACCUGAUGAAAAAACUAAAUCCUAAAAGCCCCCUGAAUUCCCACGAUCAGCUUCCAUCCACCUUGCCUGAACAUAAUCACAUCCCGCUGCAGGAUGCCGAGGACUCAACAGUGUCCAACGGGUCAGAUUCACAAAGGGAUAAUUCUCCUCUGGGAAACUCGAGACGCUGGAUUCUUGCCAAAUACAGAAACAGCAGAGGUUGUGGUGUAGGAGCUUUGAUUCGUCACUGUGUUGUUCCUGUUCAGCUUUUAAGACUGGAGCUUAUGAAUAACUGGGACUGAGGUGGUGCCAGAUCCAGUUCCUCGUCGUUCAGUUUGCUGAACGGUGGUCAACGUGAAUAAACUGAGUCA